This is a messenger RNA of Brassica napus (rape), 5878 nucleotides long. Its product is annotated as plastocyanin major isoform, chloroplastic. The record is from RefSeq and is a predicted model, not a curated record. Gene Ontology annotation, cellular component: chloroplast thylakoid lumen. The transcript is spliced from 2 exons. Bases 5164 to 5667 code for a protein of 167 amino acids. NCBI's taxonomy places the organism in Eukaryota, Viridiplantae, Streptophyta, Magnoliopsida, Brassicales, Brassicaceae. Gene Ontology annotation, molecular function: copper ion binding.
AUUUGUAGACAUCAAAUAUAUACUUGAGUUCUAUUAGGAUGGUAUGUAAUAGCAUUCUCUUCUUCUUUAUUUAUGGAAAAAAUUAUUAAUAACAUUCUUACCAGAUUUAUUUGUUUUAAAAUUUAUUUUAAUUGGUUGUAAGGUUUGUGUAGCUCUGGUUAUGUUCUCUUACAAUAGUUCCCGUACAAUGCUUAGUAUACCCAAACUAUGAUCUCAUGUAUUGUAAAACGUGACUAAAUAAUAAAUUAUAUAUAUAUAUAUAUAUAUAUAUAUAUAUCUGGUUAUGAUAUAUAUAUCAAACUACACUCGAUCUUCAAUUUUAACCAAAAAAGAAGAAAAGAAAAAACUCAACUUUCAUCCGCACCAAAAAAUUGUUCCACUUUCUUUGUAUAAAUACACAGCCGUCUAAACUGAAUCAUAUUAUGGAAAUUCAUUUCCGCGCCAACCCUGAAAAUUUUUUUAGAGCAGACUGAGUGUAAGAUAUCAAUUAUGAAUUUUGUUUUGAAAAUAUUAAAAGAAUUAUGUUUAUAGCUUUUCUACUUUCACAUCCAAUUUUCAAAUAUGUUGAUUUUGGCCAUUAGAAAAUUAACCAAGAAAGAUAUAAUUGCUAUUCAAGCAGGCUUUGAACAGAAACCACAAAAGAAUGGUGAUAGUAUAUGUACUAUCAUCAUGACUUAUUUUAUUUUUGCCAGAAGAAACAAACAAAUAUCUGUAAAAUAAAGUACUUGUAUACCUGUAACUCUAUUUUUCUUGAUAGUAAUUUUAGGUAGAGAUUAGAGAUAUAUUUUUUUCUCUCCACAUCUUUUGAAAUCUACAUCAGUCAAUCAUUAUUUGUUAGCAAUGGAAUACAAUUUUCUUAAGUAUGCAAAUGCUAAACAUAAAUAGAAGCUUUUGAAGACUAACAUAGAUACAGAGAAAUUUCAAUAUAUCUCCUACUCACCUAUGUCUUUGAUUUACGUACGGGUUUGGAAAGGAAGAAUAAUCUUGAGUUUUUGAGAAAACCCUACAUGUGAGCGAAUGAGGUUUGAUACAGAAACGCCAUAGUAAUAGAAAAGAGUGAGAUUCAUUGAGAUUAAGCCAGAACAAAAAAAUGAUAUGAAUCAAUAAUUUAUCUUGGAGAAGAAGCGUUGCAUGAAUCAGAUAAGGAGAAUAUAUAUGAUAGAAUAACCGUAGUUAUCCUGAGAAUGUUGGAUCGUGGAGGUGUCGACGGGGUGGAGUGAUUUUUUUUUUUUGUCUUAGAAUUGAAACACGUAAAAUGCAACGUUUAUACUUUUGCGUUCUUUAAUUCUUUUCUGUUUUAUUAUUUUAAUUUUUUUUAUUUCUUUGAUUAUGUGGUAAAGUUUUAUUGGUUGAGUUACUUGUGAUUUAGUAUAUAAAGGAUGUAUUUUUAAAUAAUUGGUAUAUGAUUACAUGUAUAUGUGUGUCAAAAAAAAAAAAAUUCAACAUGUGUGACAAAUAUCUAUGUUUGUAAAUUAUACCAUAUAGAUUUUAAUCUCGGGGUCUGAUUGAGUGUAUUUUUAUUUUGGACGAUUUAAUUCAGAAUAGUUUAAAUACUUGAUGGUUUAUUAUAUACAAUCAUAAUUUUCUUUUAUUGUUGGUUAAGUAUGCUAUUGCAAUAUUUUUAAUUGCGUAUACACUAUAACAUUUACAAAAAAUAUUAUAUGAGAAUCUAUUAUCAGAAAAACUUUUAAUGUUCAUAGAGAUAAAAGAAACAAAACUUGGAGACAAUAAUAUAGAAGGAAUUGGCCUCAGCGAUUUUGAAUACAGAUCAUUAGUCAUCAAAAAUAGUUGGAUUUGCAAUAAAUAUUAGAAUUACUCAAAUAAGUUACUGACCUUAUUGGUCCAGAUUAUUUGCCUCAUCAGCUCUAAAAUUAUGGGUCAAACGAUGGGUUUUGAAAAUUUCUUCGAUCAUACACUGGUCGGUCAACAACCUUGAUUCAUAAAAAAAAUAUAGUGAGCUCUUUCAAAGAAAAUAAAAUGGUGGAUAACAACGACAACUUGGAAAUCAAGAUUCUCAUAAGCAUGGGUAGUGAAAGUUUGUAUUAUGAGAAAGUUGGUUUAGCUUUCUACCUUUCCACCUGAUCCGGUUGUUUAUUGUACAUAGUCACACUUGCAUAAGUCGAAGUGGAUCAUCUGAAAGAUGUUUAAGAGAACCAAAAAACCAUCAUUCAAGUCAUCGAUAUGAUUCCAAUUGAACAUCUGGAUUUAUAGAAGACCAUCCGUGAUAGCAGGAAAAUAUGUUCAAAGCUCUUUCAGUCUAGUUAUAAUCUAACAAAUAUUAUGAUCUUUUAUUUAUUUUCAGUUUACCUCAUUGAUAGACUAACGUUUUGCAAGUCAUUACCGAUGAUUUACAUUUUCAGUCCGAUGAGGUUCUACAGGCUAAUUUUCAAAAAAAGCUUCUACAGGCUUCGGCUAACUUCUGUCUGACAUGCUUCAGUCUCGACCCUUCAGAGAUAAAAAAAAAUAUUUAUUAUCCUCUCUUUCAAGUACAGUUUCGAGAUUUAUCUUUGACUGACACCUUUCUAUAUAUUCUGAACAUAAUCAUUUUAUCCACCGACAAAUAAAGGCUAGAAAAAAGAUCUCUAAUAUCAUUUGAAUCUGUCAAACCUGUUCAAAAAGGUUGCCAGAAAGACCAGUAUUUUUUGAUAGACAACAUAUAAAGAAGAUGGAAAAAAGAUCUCUACUAUCAAAUAAAAUUAUAGUAUUGAUCUGGUGGAAAUGGGUGGUGUAGAUGGUAAUAUUUAUACCAAAAGAGCGUGUAGAUUAGCGUGGUGUCUCUAAAUUCGGAAUAUAUAAUCUUUUUGAAAUAAUUGGUAAGUCUUAAGCUUAACUAUUUAUCUUUAAUAUUUGUCUAUGAUAUUGUUAAUAUAGAAUCAAAUCUUUUUAAAAAUUUAUUUGUUUAGAUUGUAUGAACAGAACAGUAAGGAAAGAUUUUGGGUGAAACUAGUGUUGAUUUGGUAAUAUAUAUACUUUUAAGAUGUGAAAUAUUUUUUGUUAAAUAGUUCUAUAAAUAUGGGCGAGUUAAUUAAUUCAUAAUAUGACGGAAAAUAUUUUGUUACUCAGAUUUUAUUUGUAUAUGCUUAAUGAAGAAUUAUCAAAAAUGAAUAGAUUGAUUUGAGAUUAUUAUAUCUCGAACAAUUUUGAAAUCCAAACUCAUACCAAAAACCACAUAGCUGAACAGACUUUAGUAUUAUAUUGAAUGUGGAGGUAUAAUUAUGAUUAUAGAAAAGAUAAUUGUAUAACAAACGAUUAGACUUCUGAAUUAUUAUAUAUAGACGAAUGAAUUUUUUUCAUUUUUGGAUUAUUAAACUCUUUAUUAAAUAAUAGUGAUCACAUAGUUUUAUACCUAUGAAAAUAUGAAAGGAGUUAAAUGGCACACUCAUUAAAAUCAUUAGAGGUGACGUAUUAGUAAUGUAAGAUUUGAUAAAACAUUCCAAAAGGCAUGUUCCUUUGUUUUCAUCAAAGCAUUCCAUAAAACUAUAUAUUAAUUCAUAUAGCCACCGAUAGGAAUUUCAUAUACUAUAAUUACACAUGUUUAAUUAACUAAAUAAUUGACGAAAAAUACACGGAAUUAGUAAGUUCAAAAAAAAUACACGGAAUUAGGAGAUGGUUUGUUGCGAUUUCAAAACAAAAAAAUAAAAGAAUUUAAUUGAAAUUAUAGCUUAAAAAUAAUUCAGUGGCAUAGAAUAGUAAAUACUUCAAAACUUCCAAAGGCACCUCAAAAAAGACCCUCCAGUUUUAAUAGUAUUGAUGGGAUAUGAAUUUUGAACUGAAAGGGGAUUUCAAAAAUUCCAGACGCUAAAAUUACGCUUAACUUUCACUAAUUUAAGUACGAAGCAAUUUCCAGACGCAUAUCUCAGCUAACAGUAACCUUACAUAUACAAAUAUUCUAGAUAAAUUUAGUUUAAUUUUGAAAAAUAUCCUUACUUUUGGUAAAAAUUGAAUACUCAAAUGGCUCAAAUUAAAUACUAAAAAACACGAAAAUGUGACAAACACUAUACACUCACAAUGCCACGUUAUAACAUAGUAUCUUAACCAACCAAUAACAACGCAUCAUUAAAGAUAACACCUAUGUGAGUGUAUUCCUUUCUAUGGAGUUUGCUUUUAAAGCCAUUCAUUGCUCUAUCUCAUUCUCUAUCUCUCACCUGAUAAGAGCAUCAUUAAUUAAUGCAGUUUCUAAGAUGAGUUUUUAAACAAAAAAAGGCAUUUAAGUAAAUCAAAAAGAAAAGAAAUAAGGAUAACUGAUCUUUAAUUAAGCGUUUUUGGAACCGAUCGCAAAGGAGACUCUUAUUACACGUGUCGGCUUUUGUGAUUCUUUUUUUUUCCUUUCUUCCCCAAAUCGAUUUGCGAUGGCCGGCGAAGAUUUCCAGUCUCGCGUCGAGAGGAUCUUCGGAUCUCUCGCCUUCUCCCGCUACACGUCUUCUGCGCCGCCGCUGCGGCAAACGCAAUGGGGCUCGGUGUGGUCUCUCUCCGGCGCAGAAGUGGAGAAGCGGGAGUGGAAGCGAGAGCAGCUCGCUUCGUACGAUAGGGAAGAGAUGCCUUGUGCGUCAUCGUUCGACGAGAUUCUGAGGCAGCAGAGGAUCUCGAGCACUGAUCGGAAGGAGGGUGAGGAAGGUGGUGACGAGGAUUUUGGUGAUGAGGAUGAUGAUUGGAGCAUCAGAGCAUCCAUGGGCCUUGACCGUACUCUCGAUGAUGAGAAGAUGAGUAUGAUAAGGUCGCACUAGGGAAAGAGGAUGGUGGUAAAUGCGUGUCUAUGGAAGAUGCCAUUUCGAGACCUUGUGGUGUGCGGAUUCGGGACCCUCGUGCUAACCAUGCUGCUGCAAAAAUGAGGUUGAAGGAAGAUGAACUCGAGGCCAACAAGUAAGGUUUUCUUGUUUAUGUUUCUUCUUCUUGAGUAAGUGAUCUUCUUCAAUUCUUCUAAAAAUUUUAAUUUUUUUUUUUAAGAACUCUUAAUUAAAAAACUCCCUUUGGACCACUCAAAAUGAGAGUUUAUUAACUAGAGUUCUUAAAUCCAGUUAAAUACAUUUAUAUAAUUAAAUAAUCAUUAAGAAACCCAAGUUAGUUCAUGGGAUAAUCAUGCUCUAGAACUCACUAGUCCAACAUUCAACCAAGGGAUAAACCCACGAAAAAAAAAAAUCACUUUAGAUAAACCAUAUCUUCAUCAUGGCUUCAAUAACCUCAGCCACCGUCGCAAUCCCAUCUUUCACCGGUCUCAAAUCCACAUCCUCCAAACCCUCAGCCGUCGUCAGAAUCCCCACCGUGGCGUCAACAUCACCGAAGCUCACCGUGAAGUCAUCAUUAAAAAACUUCGGAGUCGCUGCCGUAGCGGCUGCAGCUUCCAUUGCUUUGGCUGGAAACGCCAUGGCAAUAGAUGUUCUCUUGGGAUCAGGAGAUGGGGCGUUAGCCUUUGUUCCCAACGAUUUCACUAUAGCGAAAGGUGAGAAGAUUGUGUUCAAGAACAAUGCUGGGUUCCCACACAACGUUGUGUUCGAUGAGGACGAGAUCCCAAGUGGUUUUGACGCCAGCAAGAUCUCGAUGGACGAGCAAGAUUUACUUAAUGGUCCGGGAGAGACGUACGAGGUUGCUUUGACUGAGCCUGGGACUUACAGCUUUUAUUGUGCGCCGCAUCAGGGUGCUGGUAUGGUUGGUAAAGUUACUGUUAACUAAUAAAAUGUGGCUGUGAUGUGACAGAGAAUCUCUGAGUCAGGUAGAGGGUUUUGUUUCAGUCUUACAUAAGGUGUUUUGAACCGAAUGGACCGUGAUAUGUUAUAUUGUGACUGGUUCUAUAAAUGGUAUUUCUUGGUAUAAAUUAUAUGUAGAUUUAUGUCUCGCAAGUCUAUACUCAAGAGUCAAGACCAAUGAGUAAUAUAUUUAAUCA